Linepithema humile (Argentine ant) is the source of this 2411-nucleotide messenger RNA. Lineage: Eukaryota; Metazoa; Arthropoda; Insecta; Hymenoptera; Formicidae. The record is from RefSeq and is a predicted model, not a curated record.
UCUAGUACACAUUAUAGAUGUCUGUGAUCAGGCCCCGGUGUACCGUUCUAGCAACUCUGGUUCUAGGUUCUAGUGUAACGUUUAGUGGUGUGCACAUACCGAUUGUCACAUUGUGGUGUUCAUAUUCUCGUAUGAUAGCGUCCAAUUAAAAAGACAAAUAUGUCUCUCCUAGACAUUUUUCCGAACGAAAUAUUGCUAAUAAUUUUUAAUUUAUGUGAUGUAUAUAGUUUACUGCAGCUCAGAAGAGUAUGCAAAAAACUUGAUGUAAUAUCAAGAGAGGUCUUAGAUAAAAAAAGUAACCAUUUACUUGUUACGAAUCAAAUGUCGGAAAAAUUUCGCGAACGAUGUAAACCACUAUUAUCUUCGUAUAAUUCUAAAUUUCUUAUGCAUUACAACUGGAAAUUUGGAAUAGCUUGUAGACUUUCCAUCGAUACAUUACCUAAAGUUUACAAUGAAAAUAUGACAGCCAGGAGAAUGAACGAAAGAUGCCUAAAAAUGACUAAAAAUACAAUUUGGUUUUAUGACAAAAAUGUUCUUUCAGCUUGUAAUCGUGCAGAGGACGGUAGCAUUGCGCAAAACAAGAUUCAUAGAACUGUUAACUCUCAAUUUUCAAGCAUUGCUUAUUGCAAUGAUAUAAUUAUAAGCGGUCACGUAGAUGGCAGUAUUAGGCUUUGGAGAUUUGAAUCACAGAAUAACAUUAAUAAUCUUCAACAAUUAAAAGCACAUUCCAAUGUACAUGGUAAGCACGUUUCGAAUAUAGAAGCAACAACGCAACAUAUUAUAUCAAGUUCUUCAAAUUUAAUAAAGAUACAGAAAAAUACACUUGAAAAUGAUGAUUUCGCGGAAGAAAACGAAACAAUUUAUAGCGGCAAGAAAUUGAUUCAGUCAAUUUCAUUAAACCCUACGGGAACAAAUGUAGCUGCUAGUACCGAAGAAUCGCUUCUAAUUUAUGAUAUUAAUAAAAAUUGUGAGGCAAUGAAUAAACGUAUAAAUGAUAAUACUUGUUCCCAUUUACUAUGGGAUGAUACUCACACUAUUCUCAUGCUGUAUAAAAAAUGUAUUAAAAAAAUGGAUAUAAGAACAUCCGAAUUUGUACGUACAUGGAAUGCUUCAUUUCCAAACAAAAAAUGUGAAUUAUGCUGUUUUUCUUCAGAUAAUUUGUAUAGUAUUAUUACAGGGACGAAUAUUGGUACAAUAAUUCUGUGGGAUCAAAGAAUAAGCGACUACAUUCAAACCUAUGGUAUAAGUCGUAACUAUCGUUACGACUGUGUUAUUAUGAACCCUGUAUUUUCUGUGCAGUUUGAUAGCACUCAUAUGUAUGCUAUUACACUAAAUGAAGGUGUGUUUGAAUAUAAUUUUUGGAGAAAAGACUAUUAUAACCGCGCUAAAAAAAGGAAAGAGUAUUUUAGCAACUUUAUUUAAAUAAAAAAAAUUUAACAAUUUUUCUUCUAUUCUCUUCUAUAUACUUUGAUUGUUUACAUAAAUUAUAUAAUGAAUGUCAUGAAAUGGAAAAUAAAUGUAAAUCUUUGUAUGUAAUGUUUGCUUCAAAAAUCCAUAUUUCUCAAAUCAUAAUAUUAGCGUGUGUGAAAUCUAUUAGUCCAAAACAAAAAAAGUUUUAUAAUGUUUAGCGCUGGCAAUUAAUUCACAGGCAAAUAUGUCCAAUCCGUCCAAAAAACAACGUCAAAAGUAUUUAUAAAAUUAAUUUAAACUAAAGCAACAAACUUGUUGGUUUAAAAAAAGUUUUAUAUAGAAUACGUGUUACGCUUAUUAUUUCUGCAUUUGGAACAAAUUACGAUUGACGUGAUAUGCGCAAUAUUUUUGCGUAAGAAAUAAAAUAGAAUAUUGAAGUUAUAGUGGUAAAUACAAAAUUAAAAAAAUUUAAAUAUUAUAAAAAUUACGUUUGGAAAAAAAUUGUUUUAAGAACAAAUUGUUACAAAGUAAAGAUUGUACGUAUGACGAUAAAACAUACUGACAAAUAUAAUGUAAUAAAAAUUUUAAAUUAAUUAGAACAAAACUGACCAGAAUAUGUCGCACAUUAGAUUCGUAAACUUUAUUUUGUAAAAAACAAGAUUAAAAUUUUAGGGCCGGUUAUUACCAAUUUUCUGGUAGACUGUCGAAAUAAACAUCAAUAAAUAUCAGUGACUGUUGUAUCAAUAAAUAUCAUUAAUUUGUCGAUAAUGUUAACCUACGGAUUUUAUUCUUAUUACCAAGAAGUAAUUUUACUCGUUAAUCCAACCAUCGAAUAAGGAUUACUGAUAUUUAUUUUAGGUAACUGAGAGAUAAAGUCCAUGAAAAAAUUGGUAUAAACAGCCCUUAAACGAAAAUUGUCAGACCGUAUUUAACAAUAAAACGAUAUGUACAUAUGUUAAAUAUUCUCCAAAUAUUCUUAAGAAUUGCAUCACUACUUUAUA